Lottia gigantea (owl limpet) is the source of this 492-nucleotide messenger RNA. RefSeq lists its product as hypothetical. NCBI's taxonomy places the organism in Eukaryota, Metazoa, Mollusca, Gastropoda, Lottiidae. Gene Ontology annotation, molecular function: protein binding. The record is from RefSeq and is a predicted model, not a curated record. The transcript has 3 exons. The annotation marks the transcript as partial.
GAAUUAGAUCUAUCCAGAAAUAUUUUGUGUAAAGAUGGCGCCAGGAGUGUUGGUGAAAUGUUGAAGAGAAAUGACGGAAUAGUCAAACUGUCUUUAGAUCUGAGUUGGAAUGGCAUCAGAAAGAGAGGGGCCAAGGCCUUCUGUGACGGAUUGGCGGAGAAUGCAACGCUGGAGAAUAUGAAUCUAUCGUGGAAUGGUCUAGGUAGAGAGGGAUGUAAGGCGUUAGAACAUUGUCUACAGGAAAACCGAGUUUUAAAAAACUUAGAUUUAACUUGUAACCGAAUCGACUUCAUAGCUCUUAAACCACUUGUUAAUGCUCUAGUUAAAAACGAAACUUUACGCAAUAUUAAGGUGAGUGAUCUUGAAUCCAGACCACGCCAAUCCACUUCCAUUUCAUUGAAAGUCCUGUCUGUUGACCCUCUUGAUACCUUUGUGGCCCCCUUCUCUCAUAGAAACUCCACCGAAUCCCCAAAUCGCUCAUUGCUCAUGUAG